CUAUUUUUGUGGAAUUUAAUAAUUGUAGUAUAAACUACUACAAAAUAAUUUAUUAUUUAAUUAGUAGUAUUAUUAACAGUAUUUUUUCUGUUAUCUUUAUAUUAAAUAAUGGACGAAGAUAAAUUUGCUUUAGUUGAAAAAAUAAUUGUAGACAUCGAAAAUGUUAUGAUGAAAAAUGCUGAGUUAUGUGCAUUUGAUAUUGUUCCUGUGGAGACCAAUUUUCAAAAUAAAUCGCCAGUCCUUUAUUUGGAAAAUUGUCUCGGAUUGGAGUCAUGGUGUGUGAAACAUGUAUACAUGUAUUGUUACUCUCAAAUUAUGGAUAAAUAUUUUGCGAAACCAAAACGUAAAGCCUUAAAAGUGUCUGCAGCGAAUGCAGAUAGGCUAGUAAGUUUAAUAAAUGUAACAUUACUACUGAAUCCUGAAUUGAACUCUUUAUGGAACAAAAGACGGGAGUUGGUACUGAAGGCGUUUCUGGAAAAGUCUUCAGAAUUGCAGUUUACUAAAUUAGUACUGUCAAGAAAACCAAAAUGCAGCGAUGCUUUUGCCUAUAGAAGGUGGUUUUUGGAUUUAAUAUUUACAGAUGAAAGUAUGCAUAAUGAUGACAUACAAAAUCUUGUGGAUGAAGAGUUACAUGUAUGUGAAUUAACAUCAGAUAGCAGCCCUAACAAUUAUCACAGUUGGAAUCACCGUAUGUGGUUUUUAAAUAAACUCAAAACUGUAAAACAGUUUGAUAUUAAUUUAAAAUAUAUUGAAGAAUAUGAAUUCUCUGAGAAAUGGAUGUCUAAACAUAUAUCAGAUUAUACUUGUUUUCAUUAUAGACAAUUUUGCAUAAAGAAUAUAUUUUGUAUUGAUAACAGCAGUUGGUGCAAAUUCAGUAAUAUUGUGGGUAUUAAUUUUAGAAAGAGUUUAGUUGAAAUAGUAGCUUCAAAUAUCCCACAAGAUGUUACAAUUCAAGCAUCACAAGAGGAUUUAUUGUCAUAUACUGAAGACAAUCUAGUGGAUAUGUUGUUGUGUGGUUCUUUUAAGAACUGUAAUUGUAUAGUUGACAAUGUUUUAAUAUGCAGGAAAUUAGAAAUUCUCUUUCAUGAACUUUUUAUUACUAACGAGUUAAUGAUAUUUUAUAAAUAUCAUGAAACAUUGUGGUAUCAUAGACGUUUCGUAAUUCAUGAAAUAAUCGCCAUUAUGUAUGAGUAUUUUGGUGUAGUUCGACAAAAUAGCGCUCUAGUCAAGAAGAGUUGUAAGAAAUGUAAUAGUGAUGACUUAAGAGAGAAACAGCCAAAAAUUGUGAGAUAUGACAGCAAUCGCAUUUAUUUUAGUGUCCUAUUUAAUGUGUUGAUAUGCCAUGAAAAGAAAUUCAGUGAAGAGAGAAAAAUCGAUGGUGAUAAUUAUGCAGACAGGCAUGUCAAGUAUAUGAAAUUUGUGGAAGGGCUUAAUAAUGUGAUGUAAUAAGAUUGUUCAUGGUUUUAGAAUGUCUUGGCA
Achroia grisella is the source of this 1479-nucleotide messenger RNA. RefSeq names its product protein prenyltransferase alpha subunit repeat-containing protein 1 (gene temp). The record is from RefSeq and is a predicted model, not a curated record. Gene Ontology annotation, molecular function: protein prenyltransferase activity. Gene Ontology annotation, cellular component: cytoplasm. Bases 109 to 1446 code for a protein of 445 amino acids. The transcript has 3 exons. Gene Ontology annotation, biological process: protein prenylation. NCBI's taxonomy places the organism in Eukaryota, Metazoa, Arthropoda, Insecta, Lepidoptera, Pyralidae.